This is a messenger RNA of Bipolaris victoriae FI3, 1005 nucleotides long. Its product is annotated as glycoside hydrolase family 10 protein. The record is from RefSeq and is a predicted model, not a curated record. The coding region runs from base 1 to 1005 and encodes 334 amino acids. NCBI's taxonomy places the organism in Eukaryota, Fungi, Ascomycota, Dothideomycetes, Pleosporales, Pleosporaceae. Gene Ontology annotation, molecular function: hydrolase activity, hydrolyzing O-glycosyl compounds. Gene Ontology annotation, biological process: carbohydrate metabolic process. The transcript is spliced from 2 exons.
AUGGCCUUCAGCACAAAUUUCAAAGUUUUUGGUAUCACGACAACCACUCUGUUACUCCUUACCGCCGUCAAAGCGAGCAUUGCAAUCCCCACCACCGGCACUACGGCGCUGAGAGAAAAGGCGCAUAAGAAGAACAUCACAAUUGGAUCUGGAGCUAUCAACCCGACAUACCUUGAAGAUCCUGUCUUCGCGGCUGUUCUCGCUGAGCAAUUCAACAGCUUGCAUCCUGAGAAUGAGAUGAAAUGGUCUUUCAUCAACCCUAUGCCAGGCCAUUACAACUGGGAUCCCAUCGACCGUCUUGUUGACUUCGCCAACGAACAUGGCAUGUUAGUCAAAGGGCACGGACUCAUCUCGAGCUGCUGCAAUCCCGACUUUGUAGUCAACAUCACCAAUCCCAAAGCGUUGCGUGCUGCGAUGACGACUCAUUUCGAAGCUAUCAUGCACCGGUACGAAGGACGGAUCGACCGAUGGGACGUAGUCACUGAGGCUCUUAAAACAAUGGGUGGAGGCUUAAAUGCGAAUGACUUCUCCAGACAACUUGGUCCGGGUUACAUCAACGAAGCCUUCGGUAUCGCACGGGCUGCAUCCCCUGGAGCCAAGCUAUACAUCAACGAAAACCAAGUAGAAGUGCUUCCCGGCAAGCGUCAAGAGCUUGAAGACCUGGUUUUUAGAAUCGUUGCAGACGGCGUUCCAAUCGAUGGAGUUGCCCUGCAAAUGCAUAUUACCGAAGUCGCUCCAGUACCCGGCGUGAUAACGGACAUGGUUCGUUUCUACAAAGCGCUCGGGCUGCAAGUCGAAAUCGCCGAAAUGGAUAUCUAUGGUGCCGUCGUCAAGGAGGCUUUGGAGGCAGGAAUCACAGAUAUCAACUUCUGGGGCUUUACCGAUAAGCAUGCUCACACUUGGGUGCCAGGCGCAAAGCCGCUCAUGUUUGAUGAGAACUACAAACCAAAGGGAGCUUUCUAUGCGACUCAUAGUGAUCUAGAGGAGUUUGUCAAUGAAUGCUAG